Messenger RNA from Lampris incognitus (smalleye Pacific opah), 1076 nucleotides. RefSeq names its product peroxisome proliferator-activated receptor alpha b (gene pparab). The transcript is spliced from 4 exons. NCBI's taxonomy places the organism in Eukaryota, Metazoa, Chordata, Actinopteri, Lampriformes, Lampridae. The record is from RefSeq and is a predicted model, not a curated record. Bases 95 to 1012 code for a protein of 305 amino acids. Gene Ontology annotation, molecular function: RNA polymerase II cis-regulatory region sequence-specific DNA binding; nuclear receptor activity. Gene Ontology annotation, cellular component: nucleus. Gene Ontology annotation, biological process: cell differentiation; positive regulation of transcription by RNA polymerase II; hormone-mediated signaling pathway.
GGAGUACGACAAGUGCGAGCGCCGCUGCAAGAUCCAGAAGAAGAAUCGCAACAAGUGCCAAUACUGCCGCUUCCAGAAGUGCCUUUCGGUGGGCAUGUCCCACAACGCCAUCCGUUUCGGCCGGAUGCCCCAGUCGGAGAAGCUGAAGCUGAAGGCGGAGAUGGUGACGGGGGAACGGGAGGUGGAGGACCCCCAGCUGGCCGACCAGAAGUCUCUGGCGAGGCAGAUCUACGAGGCCUACCUCAAGAACUUCAACAUGAACAAGGCCAAGGCCCGGACUAUCCUCACUGGCAAGACCAGCAACCCAGUACGUCCCUUCGUCAUCCAUGACAUGGAGACUCUCCAGCUGGCGGAGCGCACGCUGGUGGCCAAGAUGGUGGGCACAGCAGGCGUCCUGAAGGACAGGGAGGCGGAGGUCCGCAUCUUCCACUGCUGCCAGUGCACCUCGGUGGAGACGGUCACCGAGCUCACCGAGUUCGCCAAGUCCGUCCCGGGCUUCUCCGGCCUGGACCUCAAUGACCAGGUGACGCUGCUCAAGUACGGCGUGUACGAGGCGCUCUUCGCCAUGCUGGCGUCCUGCAUGAACAAGGACGGCCUGCUGGUGGCGUACGGCUCGGGCUUCAUCACCCGCGAGUUCCUCAAGAGCCUGCGGAGGCCCUUCAGCGACAUGAUGGAGCCCAAGUUCCAGUUUGCCAUGAAGUUCAACGCCCUGGAGCUGGACGACAGCGACCUGGCCCUGUUUGUGGCGGCCAUCAUCUGCUGCGGGGAUCGCCCCGGGCUGGUGAACGUGCGGCACAUUGAGGGCAUGCAGGAGAGCAUCGUCCAGGUCCUGCGGCUCCACCUGCUGGCCAACCACCCGGACGACGCCUUCCUCUUCCCUAAGCUGUUGCAGAAGCUGGCUGACCUGCGGCAGCUGGUGACCGAGCAUGCCCAGCUGGUCCAGGAGAUCAAAAAGACGGAGGACACCUCGCUCCACCCGCUCCUGCAGGAGAUCUACAGAGACAUGUACUGAGGAACACGGGGAGGUUGGAGGAGGAGCCCCCUGUCUGCCCUCUCCGUACGAUCUUCUUUUUUUU